AUGCAAUCUGUCUUGAAUGAGACAACAAUAAACGAGUACUACGAAUGGGCAUGGAUGACAGCAAAUGCCACCAACCUGGGAGAGACAAUUGGGCCGAUUUAUGAAAAGGCGAUAAAUCAUUGUCUCGAUGGAAACGAGCUUGAAGCCAGACAGGAUCUCCUUUAUGAGAAGGUUGUUUUGCCUCUUCAAGAGCUCUACUGUGCAUACAAAGAUGACUGGGAUAUACAGGAGAAUCCCAUACAGGAUCCAACUGCUCAAGAAACCCAGCAACCAAAACAAGUCUCUUUCAGGCUGACCGGUCGCCCACAGUUCUCCAUUGCCAUUUUCUGCGCGCUUCCAUUAGAGGCAACAGCGGUCAAUGACAUUUUUGACGAUGUAUGGAACGAGGAAAGAGAAAACUCGUGGAGGUCAGCAGGAGACGAAAAUACCUAUACUUUUGGCAGGAUUGUAUGUUAUAAUGUGGUUCUGGUUCAUAUGGGCGACAUGGGUAAAAAUGCGGCGUCUCAAGCAACUGCGGGUAUCAAGGCCAGCUAUCCAGAAAUCAAGCUCGCCCUGAUCGUUGGUAUAUGUGGAGGAGUCCCGACCUAUUCUACAGCGGAUAAGGAUGAAAUGAUACUCGGCGAUAUUGUGAUUAGUGAUGGGAUUGUGCGAUACGACUUCGGAAAGCAGUUUCCCGAUACUUAUAUGAGCAGAGCAGCGCCAGAAGUUGUUGCCCUGCCUAACCAUCGGGUUCGGGGUAUUCUGGCCAAACUGAAGGGAGAGCGAGUGAAAGAACGUAUGGAGAGAAGAAUCUCUCAGCAUGUCCAAGCCUUACAAGAUGAGCUCGGUACUAGAGGAUCUGUCUACGUUGGGACCGAUAGAGACGAGCUGUUUCAUCCCUCAUAUCCUCACAAGCAUCAAGACCCAGAUGUGUGUGCAGUAUGUAACAUCAAGGGCUCAGAGCGAGUGUGCGAAAAAGCACGGACGAUGAGCUGCGACGAACUCGGAUGUGAGAAGAGCUCACUUACGCCGCGAAAACGAUUGUAUGAGGCAUCAAUGGGAGGUUGUACACCAAAGCCUAAGAUCCACUUUGGGCAUGUUGGGUCAGGAGACACAGUCAUGAAAUCUGGCCAACACCGCGAUAAGACAGCGUCACCAUGGAAGCUUGUUGCUUUCGAGAUGGAGGCAUCUGGUGUGUGGGAUAUGCUGCCGUGCCUUGUCAUCAAAGGCGUGUGCGAUUACUCGGACAGUCAUAAGAACAAAUCUUGGCAGGAAUAUGCUGCUACCACAGCUGCUGCUUGCGUGAGGGCUGUUUUAGAGGAAUAUGUAAUAGCACAAUGA
Messenger RNA from Penicillium chermesinum, 1320 nucleotides. RefSeq names its product 5'-methylthioadenosine/S-adenosylhomocysteine nucleosidase family protein. Gene Ontology annotation, biological process: nucleoside metabolic process. Gene Ontology annotation, molecular function: catalytic activity. The record is from RefSeq and is a predicted model, not a curated record. The transcript has 2 exons. NCBI's taxonomy places the organism in Eukaryota, Fungi, Ascomycota, Eurotiomycetes, Eurotiales, Aspergillaceae. The coding region runs from base 1 to 1320 and encodes 439 amino acids.